AAAUGGAGGAUUACACUCAAUAUUAUUGCACUUUAUUUAUCAUAUAUAUUUAUACAUUAAUUAUUUAAUGUUUAUUAAAUUUAAACAAAUUUUUGUUAAUGUUUUGUUUAUAUCAUAUAUAGGAUAUAUUCAGUUAUUUUGUUAAUAUACCGGUACUUAUAAUAAAAUGAGUGAAAGCGGUAGAAAAUUUGACAAAAUUUGUGUUAUAUGUGGGGAUCGAUCUCGAGGCUAUAAUUUCAAUGCAAUCACUUGUGACUCGUGUCGGGCAUUCUUCAGGCGAACAAUCAGUAAUAAUCGGACAUUUGAAUGCAAAUCAAUGACAAAUUGUGUGAUCAGUUAUAAGACAAGACAUAACUGUAAAUUUUGUCGUUUAAACAAAUGUUUUGCUAUGGGAAUGAAAAAAGAGUUAGUCCAGACUCGAGAAGAGAUUAUAUCGAGAAAACAAUUGAUUUUAGAAAAUAAGCAAAAAACACAAAAUUUAGUUAAAAUUGAUGACAUCGAUGAUAUUAUAUUGUAUAAUAAUAAAGACAAUAAUACUGAUAUUUUGAAAUCAAUUACUGAACAAUUGGGACUCAAUGAUGAAGACAUUAAUAUGGAAAUUGACAAAAUUGAAAGCUAUUUACUUUCUGAUGAAACUAAAGAUUAUUUAAACAAAUCAAUUGACGCCGACUUGUGUUUUACAAAGUCUAUUGAGAAGUCAUCCAAAUAUGGAGCUAUAGUUCCCAUUUUUAAAACACUUUUAGAUUAUAAUGGUUUCAAUCAGUUAGAGAGCAAUCAUAUGACGGAAUUGUUUGAUGCCUCCAAUGUCUUUGGAUUUGUUAUCGGUUACAAUAAAAUAAAUAUUACUAAUAAACAACAACUGAUGGCAAUCGGGACGCCAUCCAUGGCUAAGAAUAUGUCGAGUGUUGUCACGUUUUCUAAGAAAUUAAAUGCUUUUAAGGAUUUUUGCGAAGAAGAUCAAUUGGCACUCAUGAAGAUGGCAUUGUUUGAAGUAUUUCUCUUAAGAUUUAUGACUUUCUAUGACAGCCAACACAAAAAAAUGUUUUAUUAUUACGACAAAGAUAAUCAUUUAGAAAUAGACCUGGAUUUAGUUUUUAUUAUAAUGAGUGUUAAAAAUGUCAGUAAAUUAUGUAAAGUUUGUGGAGAUUAUUCAGUUGGCCGCAACUUUUCAGUGAUUGUUUGUGAACCGUGUAAAGCAUUUUUUAGACGUAAUGCUCUCAUUGAACAAACAUUAAAAUGUCUAUCAAAUGGAAAAUGUAUAAUAAAUAUUGAAACGCGAAAGUCGUGUAAAAUGUGUAGACUUAACAAGUGUUUUACAGUUGGUAUGAGAAAAGAGUUUAUUAAAAGUGAUGAAGAAAAUGAAAAGCGAAAACAAUUAAUUGAAAAUAAUAGAAAUAAACGUCAAAAACGACAACAAAUAAACAAUACAUACAUAGAUUCGGUCGACAUUUGUAAAAAUUUUAAUGUAAUUAGUUGUGAAUCGUGUAAAGCAUUUUUUAGACGAUAUGCACCAAAACAAGAGCAAUUGAUUUGUCCAUCAGAUGGCAAAUGCAAAAUUAAUUUCAAUACAAGAACUUCUUGUAAAUUAUGUCGACUAAAAAAAUGUUAUACAAUGGGAAUGAUUAAAGAAUUAAUACGGAGUACUGAAGCAAAUCAAAAGAGACAAAAAUUAAUUGAAUUAAAUCGACAAAAACGCUUACAUUUAAUGGACAAACAAUCGGAUUUGUCAUCAGAUAAUUGUUUGUCUAAUAUUUCUGAUAUAUCUAAGAAUGAAAGUGAUUUAWUAACACAAAUAACUGACACCACAAACAACAUCAAUGAAAUUGAACUGAAGAAACAAAUUAUGGAAAUUGAAAUAUAUGUGACAUUUGAAGAAUUAAGAUAUCGAUUGAAACAAAUAAAAGAGAUUUCCAUUUGUAGACCUAUUUGUUGUGCCGAAGACUGGAAUAAAUUAGAAAUGUUUCGUAUAUCAGAAUUAUUGAAAGCCUCACAAUUAAUAACAUAUAAGAUAAAUGAGGAGGGACAGUUUAUUAAAUUUGAUAAUAAAUUACAAAUGAUACAAAAGGCUGCAGUUUAUAUGGAGUCAUUUAUGACACAUAUCUAUUGUUUUAUUAAAUCAUUAAACAGUUUACAAAAUUUGCAUUUUGAUGAUCAGUCAAAACUUGCAUUAUAUGGAUGUCAUAACAUAUCGUUUCUAUUAUCUCUUAAAAAUUAUGAUAGAGUUAAUCAACAAAUUCGCUUAUAUAUGGUAUGUAAUAAUAUUGAAAAAUAA
Messenger RNA from Oppia nitens, 2272 nucleotides. RefSeq lists its product as uncharacterized. Gene Ontology annotation, molecular function: RNA polymerase II cis-regulatory region sequence-specific DNA binding; zinc ion binding; nuclear receptor activity. The transcript has 11 exons. Gene Ontology annotation, biological process: positive regulation of transcription by RNA polymerase II; negative regulation of transcription by RNA polymerase II; cell differentiation. The coding region runs from base 167 to 2272 and encodes 701 amino acids. The record is from RefSeq and is a predicted model, not a curated record. NCBI's taxonomy places the organism in Eukaryota, Metazoa, Arthropoda, Arachnida, Sarcoptiformes, Oppiidae.